CACAUCACACGAUUGGUGGGUGAGCGAUGCGCGCGAGCGGCGGCGCGAGCCCACGACCCGCACCACCGAAGCGCUCCGCCACUCCGACCACCACCAAACUACCAGUACCCGCCUCCUCCUCCCUCGCCAUGCCGGCACCUCGCCUCGCCCACCUCCGCCGCCUACUCUCGCUCCACUCUCCGCCUCCCCACCCGCUCGCCCCUAGCCCUGCCCGCCCCCUCCGCCCAUCCUUCAUCCUCCCCCGCGCCAUGGCCGGCGCCGCACAGGCAGGUGCGGCGACGGGGUCGGCGGAGUACGAGGAGGUGCUGGGGUGCCUGGCGUCGCUGAUCAAGCAGAAGGUGCGCGCGGACACCGGCAACCGCGGCAACCAGUGGGAGCUCAUGGCCAAGUACCUGCAGAUACUGGAGCUGGAGGAGCCCAUCGCGCGGCUGAAGGUGGUUCACGUCGCCGGGACCAAAGGGAAGGGUUCAACAUGCACAUUUGCCGAGUCAAUUCUUCGAUCAUGUGGUUUCCGCACUGGACUUUUCACCUCUCCACACUUGAUCGAUGUCCGUGAGCGGUUUCGGCUUGAUGGGCUGGACAUUUCAGAAGAAAAGUUCAUUAGGUAUUUCUGGUGGUGCUGGAACAAAUUGAAGGUCAAAACUGGUGAUGAUAUUCCAAUGCCAGCCUACUUUAGGUUCCUUGCGCUGCUAGCAUUCAAGAUUUUUUCAGAUGAGCAGGUGGAUGUAGCUGUGCUGGAGGUCGGUUUGGGAGGGAAAUAUGAUGCAACAAAUGUGGUAAAAGCACCUGUAGUUUGUGGGAUAUCUUCCCUCGGAUACGAUCACAUGGAAAUUCUUGGAAAUUCACUUGUAGAAAUUGCUGGGGAGAAGGCUGGAAUAUUGAAGAAGGGAGUUCCAGCCUAUACAGUUCCACAACCAGAGGUGGCAAUGUCUGUACUGAAGCAGAGAGCUUCUGAAUUGGGUGUUUCUAUCCGAAUAGUUCCACCUUUGGACCCACGGCAAUUAGAAGAUCAACCUCUUGGGCUGCAUGGUGAGCACCAGUACAUGAAUGCAGGCCUUGCAGUUGCAUUGGCUAAUACCUGGCUUGAGAGGCAAGGACAUUUGGACAGAAUACAUGUCAAAGAUCAUGGCACCUUACCAGAUCAGUUCAUCAAAGGGCUAUCAAUUGCUUGUUUGCAAGGCCGAGCACAGAUUGUCCCAGAUCUACAAGUGAGCUCAGAAUGUAAGGACACCAGUUGUCCCUUAGUUUUCUAUUUGGACGGGGCACAUAGCCCAGAAAGUAUGGAAAUAUGCGCAAAGUGGUUUUCCCAUGUUACGAAAAAGGAUGCAGCACAACCAGGUCCUUUGGAGCAGCCUCGUAGUGGUAUCAAUUCUAAGAAGAUUCUCCUGUUCAAUUGCAUGUCAGUAAGAGAUCCUCAGAUAUUGCUUCCACGUCUUCUAGAUACAUGUGCUCAGAAAGCUCGGACGCCAGCCGCUCCUUUCAACCUCUCAGGAUGUUGUAUAUAUUAUUAUCCAUCGUGUCCUUGCUCGGAUUACCACCGUAAUUCACCUCACUUUUUGUUAACGGUAGCCUGCUCCUAAAGGGCAAGAAUAAGAACUCUGUUGUAUCGAUGCACUGCUCUCAGGUGAGAUUGAACACGAAAAAAGGUGCAUCAAGGCGUGAAUAAGGAAGAAGUCACCUUUGUCGGUUUUCAAAUUGAGGACCAACUGUGCUCUGAAAGUGAGAGAAGAGAUGUUUACUCCGUCAUUUUGAUCCGCGGCAGAAUAAAACAAACAUGGAAUAAAUUCGCAGCACAGGAUGAUGUUUAAUUAAACAUCUUAAAUAGCAUCAUGAUUACCUGGGAAUUGGUAACACCUUCUUUUGACAACUCACACGACUUGCCCGGUAUUUAAGGAGAGUGUGAUCAAAUGGUGAAACAGAAAAUCAUAUGUACGACUCAACCGAAGUGCAGUUGAUUUGCAUAAUAGAAUUGUACUAUAUCCACAUGUACAUGCUUCGAAAUGAGAUGAACGAUAUGCCCAAUAAUUUAAUCAAACUGACAAAACUGAACCGAUCAAUUAUGAUAAAAUUACUCAUUACUCCAUUGGCUAAUACGUCAUUGUUGCCCCACUCAAACGGGACACCAGGUUGCGGGUUGAUCAAACCAGUCUCAGACUAUAGUUGAACCAAAUACAAAAAAUGUAUCUAUCUAAAUAGGAUCUUAAAAUAUAAUAGCAUAUGCAAAAAUCUGCAUGCAUAGUUAGUCUAACAAAUAUAUCUCUCUAUAUGUACCACUAGCACAUAUGCCCGUGUGUUGCAACGGGAAAAAUUGAUGUUUCGUGCAAGCAUAAUGUCCCACAACACCGGAUUCACUAUGAAGAACAUGCUGCAACGCAGCAUCCUUCUACAAAAUGAACAUAAAAAAAUACGAUGCAGUUUAGCCGUGUUCAUAGUUUCUUUGCCGGGCAUAAUCUCCCACUGGUUCCAUUUAAGUAUAAUUCUUCUUUUAAUUACCAUGACGUCCUCACCCGUUUUAGUCGGGAAUCAAAUCCUUCCUUUUCUAAUUUAGUAGCCCCAACACAUUGAAGCCUACAGAUCCUUCCUUUUAAUUACCCUACCUUUUUACCUCAAGUUCUUCCUUUAAUUAGCCUCAUCUAUUUGAAUAUUCUAGUUAUUAAGACCACAAUCUUUCUUUUAAUUAUUCCACCGGUUUACCUGUAAUCCUUUCUUUAAUUAGCCACAUCCGUUUAAAUAUUUUAUUUAAGCCCACAAUCCUUCCUUUAAUUAGCUCAUUCGCUUAAUUAGCUCGCCCUAAACAUGAGGACUUAGUAAAUGUGAAUGGCGCAUAGGUCGUUGGUUGUUACAUCAAAGAUCCAGACAAGAGGUCCUGUGUUCAAUUCCCACAAUGUUGAUUUAUUUUGACCCAAUUAUUUUUCGCGGUCUCUAUGAAAACCCAUAAAAGGCCCAUCAACAUACAAGUACCUGGCCCAGAUCGCUUAGCCUGUGUACGAGCCAACAGUAUGAAACUUUAGCGUGCACUCAAACCAAACGAAAAGAACUAAACCAAACCAAGAAUACCUGUUCCCUUUAAUAGUAGGUAUAGAUAGAUACAGAUAUAGAUAUGAGUGCUGCUUAAAAUAUUAAAUGUCAGAUUCAUGAAUCUUUCCCUCCUUCCUUCAACUCAAAACCAUGAAUAUUUAGCCUGUAUGUGUAGAUUCAAGAAUCAUACAAUUCUAAGUUCUAAUUAACAAAUGGAUCGCCACCGAGUUCUCAACUCUCCCCUAAAAAAAGACACCCAUAUGAAAAAAGAAUAAAGAAGAUACUUCAGUUAUAUUUCCCAUGAGCUUUCUUCUUCUUCUUCUUCUUCUUCUUCUUCUUCUAUGUUCUAUCUCAUUUCUGCAUUCUGAUUUCUGUUUGGAUUUAUAAGAGGGACUGCCAAAUCAGUUUACCGAACAAUCCUUAUUAUUUACAUUCUCUGUUUGCCAUGUCUGAGUCUGGCAUCUGCCGGGCGUACCGCGCCGGGCUGCACAAUUAGCCAAAAAAUUAGCCGCAUACAGUGAUGCCUUUAAUCUUCAUAUAAAAUUUCUUUCCUUCUUUUAAUUCCCCCUGAACAAGGGGGAUGUUCAGAGUUGUACUAAUUACCGUGGAAUUAAGCUGAUGAGCCAUACAAUGAAGCUAUGGGAGAGAGUCAUU
Messenger RNA from Triticum aestivum (bread wheat), 3672 nucleotides. RefSeq names its product folylpolyglutamate synthase. NCBI's taxonomy places the organism in Eukaryota, Viridiplantae, Streptophyta, Magnoliopsida, Poales, Poaceae. Gene Ontology annotation, cellular component: mitochondrion; cytosol; cytoplasm. Bases 27 to 1580 code for a protein of 517 amino acids. Gene Ontology annotation, molecular function: tetrahydrofolylpolyglutamate synthase activity; ATP binding. The record is from RefSeq and is a predicted model, not a curated record. Gene Ontology annotation, biological process: tetrahydrofolylpolyglutamate biosynthetic process. The transcript has 14 exons.